This is a messenger RNA of Fusarium vanettenii 77-13-4, 2049 nucleotides long. RefSeq lists its product as uncharacterized. Gene Ontology annotation, molecular function: copper ion binding; primary methylamine oxidase activity; quinone binding. Gene Ontology annotation, biological process: amine metabolic process. Bases 1 to 2049 code for a protein of 682 amino acids. NCBI's taxonomy places the organism in Eukaryota, Fungi, Ascomycota, Sordariomycetes, Hypocreales, Nectriaceae. The transcript has 3 exons. The record is from RefSeq and is a predicted model, not a curated record.
AUGAUGCUAGCCGUUCACCCUUUUGAUCCCCUCAGCCCUGAGGAAAUCUCCAAGGCUGCUGACAUUGUUCGACCUCACUUUGCGGGGCAAGAGAUCAACUUCCGCGUCAUUACCCUACGCGAGCCCCCCAAGGCUGAAAUGAUACCCUUCCUGGAUCAAGAACAUCAUGGCCAUUCUCCAGGUCAGCCUCCUACACGAUGUGCCCGUGUCGAAGUGGUGUUGGAAAACAAGAGCGGAAACCACCAGCUCUUCGAGUUGGUCGUUGACCUCGACAACAACCGCGUCAGUGCGAAGCAGCAUCAUCCCGGGAAGCAUUCCUAUAUCGACGCCGAGUAUAUGGGCAAGGUUGAGAAAGCUUGUCUGGCAAACGAGGAGGUCCAAAAAGAGAUUCGCAGUCUUCAACUUCCUGAGGGUGCUACCGUGGUGGUGGAGCCAUGGGCCUAUGCCACUGAUGGCAGGAACGACAUGACCCAGCGCAUUACCAUGUGCUGGUUCUAUCUCCGCCUCGUGGAAAACCCUGAUGCCAACUACUAUGCAUACCCUCUCGACUUGUGUGCUGAGGUCUCGGAGCAACUCAAGGUCACCAAAGUGUAUCGACUACCAAUUACUCCCAACGAACGAAUCCACAACGAGUCCCGUCCUUUUGAUCGAAGGAGAAUUCACCCUCAGUCUGCCAGCGAAUAUCACCCUGAUUUGCGACCCAGCCCCCGCACCACCACCAAGCCUUAUCAGGUGGUGCAGCCUGAUGGCCCCUCCUUUGAGAUCCGUGGAAAUCAACUUACUUGGGAGAAGUGGCAUCUCCGAGUUGGUUUCAACUACCGCGAAGGUUUAACGCUCCACGAUAUCCGCUACGAUGGACGUAGUCUUUUCUACCGGCUGUCUUUGGCCGAAAUGUUUGUCCCAUACGGUGACCCUAGGUCUCCUUACCCUCGCAAGGCCGCAUUUGAUCUCGGAAAUGACGGCGCUGGCCUCAAUGCCAACAACCUAAAGCUCGGAUGCGACUGUCUCGGUACCAUCAAGUACUUCGAUGGUUAUCACAACACAAGCGAGGGUACGCCUACCAAGUUGCCCAACGUCAUCUGCUGCCAUGAGCAGGAUGAUGGUAUUCUGUGGAAACACACCAACUUUAGAACUGGCAACGCCGUCGUCACGCGUUCCCGCAUCCUAGUGCUGCAAACCAUCAUCACAGUUAGCAACUACGAGUACAUCUUUGCUUUCCACUUCUGUCAGGAUACUUCCAUCUUCUACGAGGUUCGAGCGACUGGAAUUCUAUCCACCGCGCCCACAGACGUUGGGUUUAAGGAGAACACCCCUUAUGGCACAGUUGUUGCGCCAGGAGUGCUAGCCCCCUAUCAUCAGCACCUCUUCAGCUUGCGCAUAGACCCAGCCAUUGAUGGACACUCCAACUCACUUUCUAUUGAAGAGUCCAAGGCCUUGCCAUAUGGAGAUUCCCCUGUGCAUAACCCUUUUGGUGUCGGUUACGUGACAGAACAGAAGAUCGUUGAGCGAGAGGGUGGCUUCGAUCUCGACCAUACCAAGGCCCGAACCUUCAAGUUCAUCAAUGAGAACAAGGUCAACCCUAUCACAAACACUCCAGUCGGCUUCAAGCUUUUGCCAGCUUAUAGCCAGAUGCUGCUAUCUCACCCCGACUCAUUCCACGCCAAGCGUUCUGAGUUUGGCAAGCAUGCCGUCUGGAUCACUCGCUACGAAGACGACGACCAUUUCCCUUCUGGUAAACAUACGAUGCAGUCGCCGGGCGGCGAUGGGAUCGCCUCCAAGAUCCUCAAACGCAAUACGGAGGGGACGGCUCAUUCUGUGAGGAAUAGCGACAUUGUCAUCUGGCACACCUUUGGCUCGACUCACAACCCGCGUAUUGAAGACUGGCCGGUCAUGCCAAGCGAGAAGAUGAUGGUUGGGCUCAAGCCAGUCAAUUUCUUCUCAGGUAACCCUAGUAUAGACGUUGCCGUCUCAACACAGGAGAAGAACAAGAGUGUCCUGUACACCGGGGAUGAACAAACCCAAGGUGUCUGCUGUAGAUCCAAGAUUUAA